Hypomesus transpacificus is the source of this 5386-nucleotide messenger RNA. RefSeq names its product phosphoinositide-3-kinase, regulatory subunit 3b (gamma) (gene pik3r3b). Gene Ontology annotation, molecular function: 1-phosphatidylinositol-3-kinase regulator activity. Gene Ontology annotation, cellular component: phosphatidylinositol 3-kinase complex. The record is from RefSeq and is a predicted model, not a curated record. NCBI's taxonomy places the organism in Eukaryota, Metazoa, Chordata, Actinopteri, Osmeriformes, Osmeridae. Bases 97 to 1497 code for a protein of 466 amino acids. The transcript has 10 exons. Gene Ontology annotation, biological process: insulin receptor signaling pathway; phosphatidylinositol phosphate biosynthetic process.
GUAUCCAGUGUUUUAUACGUGUGUUUCGUGCUCCAUUUUUUUAAUAAUCGUUUUGAGAAGGAUUGCUUAAGUGCGAUCUGCAAGAGAAGUGAGACAAUGUACAACACAGUCUGGACGUCGGAAAAAGAGGAUGAUGAUUGGAGGGAUGUUAUGAUGCCAUAUUCCACAGAGUUGAUAUUUUACAUAGAAAUGGACCAACCUCCAGCUCUCCCUCCUAAGCCAGCCAAGCCCAUGACUCCAGUGACUCCCGUGAGCAGCAGUGUGGUUAAGGAGGUCUCUGUGGGCUCGCUACAGGAGGCCGAGUGGUACUGGGGAGACAUAUCCAGGGAGGAGGUCAAUGACAAGCUGAGGGACAUGCCUGAUGGAACCUUCCUGGUCCGGGACGCCUCCACCAAGAUGCAAGGAGACUACACGCUAACCCUGAGGAAAGGGGGAAACAACAAGCUGAUCAAGAUCUACCACCGGGACGGCAAGUACGGCUUCUCGGACCCUCUGACGUUCAGCUCUGUGGUGGAGCUCAUCAGCCACUACCGCCAUGAGUCCCUGGCCCAGUACAACACCAAGCUGGACGUCAAGCUCAUGUACCCCAUCUCUCGCUACCAGCAGGAUCAGCUGGUGAAGGAGGACAACAUCGACGCUGUGGGGAAGAAGCUGCAGGAAUAUCACAAUCAAUAUCAGGAGAAGAGCAAAGAGUACGACCGGCUGUACGAGGAGUACACCAAGACCUCACAGGAGAUCCAGAUGAAGAGGACGGCCAUCGAGGCGUUCAACGAGACCAUCAAGAUCUUUGAGGAGCAGUGUCACACACAGGAGCGCUACAGCAAGGAGUACAUCGAGCGCUUCCGCCGCGAGGGCAACGACAAGGAGAUCGAGAGGAUCAUGAUGAACUACGAGAAGCUCAAGUCUCGUCUCGGGGAGAUCCACGACAGCAAGAUCAGUCUGGAGCAGGACCUCAAGACCCAGGCCCUGGACAACCGGGAAACAGACAAGAAGAUGAACAGCCUUAAACCUGACCUGAUCCAGCUGCGCAAGAUCCGGGACCAGUACCUCGUCUGGCUCAACCACAAAGGGGUGCGUCAGAAACGAAUUAACGACUGGCUAGGGAUCAAAAGCGACAACACCGAUGAAGGGUACUUUGUGAACGAGGAUGACGAGGUCCUGCCCCACUACGAUGAGAAGAGCUGGUUUGUGGGAGACCUGAACCGGACUCAGUCAGAGGAGCUGCUGCUGGGGAAGCCAGACGGUGCUUUCCUCAUCAGGGAGAGCAGCAAGAAGGGCUGCUACGCCUGCUCUGUGGUCGUGGAGAACGAGGUGAAGCACUGCGUCAUCUACAGCACGCCCCGCGGCUAUGGCUUCGCCGAGCCCUACAACCUGUACAGCAGCCUGAAGGAGCUGGUCCUACACUACCACCAGACGUCUCUGGUCCAGCACAACGACUCUCUCAACGUGCGCCUGGCCUACCCCGUCUACGCACAGAUGCCCUCUGGACGCAGAUGAGCCCUGCUACACACAAACACACACAGAGAGACAACAGGUCCCUGGGCCGCAGGCACCCAGAGGGGGGCAGAGGGGCAGGGGGUGUGAAGACACGAUCAGAUCCCCUUCACCACCAACCACCCCCCUCCAACACCAGAAAGAAAUAAACAAGAAAAAAAUAAAAAACACUCGCUGCAACACUUCAGCCACCUUGAAGUUAUAUAUAUUUUUACUAGAACAAUCCGGAGGGCAUUCUUACCUAAAGACUGCUUGAUUUGCACAAAGACGUUUUAAUGUUUGUGAAUGUGAAGAAAAAAAAAACGGAAGGCAACUGAAGAGACGACUUUCAGGGGACCCGCUGCUAACGCUUCAGCCGGGACAACUUUCAGAGAAAAAAGGACACUCCCAUUUGAGCUUCUGUUUGUUUUCCUCCCUUAUUUUUGUUCUUUUGAAAUUUAGACUCAUUCUUUGUUUGUUCCUGCUUGUACCGCGGAAUGCAAGAGAUGAUGAUGAUGUGUAUGACCUCUGUCCCUAUCCGUACGAAAAGCAAAAACAAUGUAGCAUACCAGACGAUGGACAGAGCUUUCCUCCAUGUAGACUGCUGCUGAAAGGGUUGGGGGAGGGAGGGAGGGGAGGGGGCUGGGAGAGGGGGAGAGAGUUAAUGGGGCAAGAGAAAAAGGAUUUGUAGUCUUAAGAGUGAAGAAAAAGCUUGCUUCUUUAUUACUAACCAUACAUUCUUUUGUUCUGUUUGUGCGUGUCUUCACAGUCAUGGACACCAAAGUUGACAUGGGGGGGGACGUUUUUAAAAUCUUUAUUAGUAUUAUAGUUUUUGGGGGAUGGAGGUGGCAAAUAAGCAAGUGAUUUUGUUUGAUGUCACACACAAAACAGAGUUUGGGCCCAGUGCUUAUGCGCUAUAAGUCGCAGAGGUUUGGUAACCAAAUGGUACGCACAGAAAUGGUCAAGUUAGAAGCACUUAUCCUGAACGAUAAGUCCACCCUACACACACACAGUGAAGGCUAACGACCGUCAAACCUAAAAACACGUUUUAUGUGUGGUUUCAGAAAAUAACUAAACAUGUGUAUAUGCUAAUGUUUGUCGAGAGAGAGAGAGAGAGAGAGAGAGAGAGAGAGAGAGAAAUCCACAGACUUGUAUUUGUCAGACUUUUUGGAGAUAAGCUUUGAACUGCAGUGUACCCCAACACAGAUUACCCACUGAUGACCCAGGCUUUAGAUGACCCAGGCUUUAGAUGACCCAGGCUUUAGAUGACCCAGGCUUUAGAUGACCCAGGCUUUAGAUGGCAAACACUUGAAAAACCGUGCAAUCCAACAUCGUAUUAUGAGUAUGUAGGCUGUUGUUCCAGCAGCAUAGACAAGAGAGAGAGCAGGGUACGUCCAGCUUAGGGAGGGAAUCGAGAUCAACAGUCACAGUUUCUGAAGAGAUUCUUUUGUGGUUGUGUUUUACUCAUCAAGAAGCUUCUAAAACCGGUGCUUGACUUUAUAACCAGUGGAAACCGUUUCUGUUUAAAGAAAAAAAAAGACACCAUCGCACAAUAAAAAAAGUUUUCCCAAAACUGCAAACCCAACUGCAAUGUGCCCACGUGCAGUUUGUAUUCACUUCCUUCUCUUCCCUGCCUUCGCGUUCUAUAUUCUGAUUGGCUGUUGUGCCUGGGCUACUGUUCGGUCAUUGGCUAUUCCUGUGCAGAGCUCACAAUAUGUCCCAGAAUCCCCAGAGACCAGUGUGUUCAUCCCGAGGGUUAGACUCCGGGCCUUCAGCCUGCCACCCUAGUCUUCCUCUAUCCUAUUUUAAGGUCCUGCUGACAGGAGAGGUUAGCGGAGCAAAGACUUAGUGAUUUAACGACCCAGGAGGAAGACAAAGAAUAAAAAAACAGAUGUUUGGUGUUAGAUGCCCUGUACCAGAACUGCAGAUCUCACUCCAAGAACACUUCUAACCGGGACGAAAAAACGGCUGAACGUAGAUACUACGUACCAAAUCUGAAUCUUAAGAGCGGGAGAAACCGGAAAGAUUUCAAAAGAUAGGAGCAGACACUGGUUACAAAGUUAAACGCUGCGUGCAUCGUCUGCAGUGCUGCGUUCUCACCAAGCAGGGUGACGCUGCGUGCAUCGUCUGCAGUGCUGCGUUCUCACCAAGCAGGGUGACGCUGCGUGCAUCGUCUGCAGUGCUGCGUUCUCACCAAGCAGGGUGACGCUGCGUGCAUCGUCUGCAGUGCUGCGUUCUCACCAGCAGGGUGACGCUGCAUGUGGGUGAGUAGGGCUUGACUGGGUCGGUGGGUCGGUUAGCUGAACGAACGAGAGGGAGGCCACGAUGGUUGUAGGGCGUCGGAACCGCCGCGAGUGACUGAUACGACACUUGUCGUAGCCUGCCAUCUUAUCCCCCCUCCCCCCCCCUGCAGACCCUGCACCCCCUCAGGAGGAGGGUUGAAUGACAAGCCAGGCCACGUGUGUUUGGGGACAGGGGUUUAAGCCUAAACACACAACUAAGGCCCUUUUUCAAUGCUGAGUCACACUCUGUCUAUCCUACCUAGCAACAGCAGAGUUUAUCUUCUAUUGGAGGGUGAUAGAGGUGUGUCUGGGAGGACAGGAGGACGGAUGGAGAAAACGUUGAAUGUACAACAGUAACGCGCUAUUCGUUUGGAUAGAAUUCUUUAAUUUUUGGGGGGAAAUGGCCCAAACUCAGUCUAAGAUGCAACAAGUCCACAACAAAACCAGCAAUUUGGGUUGAAGUUAGUGUCAGCUAGGGUCAGUCAGUAAGCUAGACAAGUUAGUCAAUGGCAGUGGUGUCUUUAGACACAUUCAGUAUGAAGUUAGCCUAUGAGGUUACUGAUUACUAUAGAGCCAGCGUCUCACCUCUGGCUUCCUCUCCAACAUGGUCCUCCAGCAGUGUGUGAGGACUUAGUGUUUAGUCUAGUCUCUUUACCACGAGACACAGGUCCCAAACUCUAUUACUUGAACUAUUGCAUUGCUCACUGUUGAAUGUCUUUGAAAAUAUACAUAUAUAUUAAGAGAUUCCUUUUUUUUGGGGGGGGGGGGGGGGGGGGGGGAGCAAGUGAGCUGAUGAUUGAUAAUUGGCUUUGCAGAUGCAGGUUGCCAUGGUUUCCUCAUGAGGUGAAGGGAGUUUUGGAAACUCCGAGAUGUGAUUUUGUUUUUUUUUGUUGAGGGGAGAGGGAGGGGUAGUCUUAAUGCACACUUCACCCAUUAAAAACAACACGAGUGUCAUAGAUAUGUCGUGUGUGCGUGCACACAAAGUCACGGUUCUGCUGUGAUGAAAGUAUCAGCCAUUUCUUCUUCGUGAAACUAAAAUAAGUGUUUUAUUUUGUUUAGUUGUUUGACUUUUCACCUCUUUCUAUUCCUUCCUGCGUUGAGACCAAAGAUUUAAUUUCCUGUUGUCCUUUGAAAAGUUUGAAAGGGAUGUUCAAAUUGUUUCUUCACAAUUUCAUUCUCGCCUUGCUUUUCUCAGAAACAAUACAAUAGAUAGUUUAUUGAGUGAGCUUGUUCCAGUAGUUUUUGUUUAUAAACUUGAUUACAAUAACGUCAAAAUUAUUACCGGAGUUUCCAGGGCGACAAAUACAAGUAUGCUGUUUAUACAGAGCAAUAUUUGGUUUCACGCUCAAAUUCUAACACCGUUUUUGUAUUCAAUUCAAAUGCCUCUGUCUCUGCCACUACAGAGAGAGAGAGAGAGAGAGACAGAGAGAGAGAGAGAGACAGAGAGAGACAGAGAGCGAGACAGAGAGAGAGACGGAGACAGAGCGAGAGAGUUAAGUUUGCAAAACAAUACUCCUUCCAGUCAGGGCUCCUAACUGUAGAGUUCACUCAUCAACAUCAUAGCUCCAUGUGUGCCAUUGGCGUUUCAUAUUGUUUUAUUAAGGAACUCUUUAUUUACCCCCCCCCCCCCC